GAAGAGGAGGCUGUUAAGGAGUCAUAGGAGAGUGGAAUAACUUGCAGAGGUAGGCAGGGAAAGGUCUUGAGGCAGCAGCUGCAGCAGGAAAAGAUCCAGCUGGAUAUAAAAAAUAAUCCUUCACCACCAGAGCAGUUAAAUGCUGUAAUAAGUCAUCCAAGAGAGGUACAUCCGCUCCGAGCGCUCCGUCAUCCUCAUCAACUUCUGCCUCUCCAUCAUCUCCUCCAACGCCCUCAUCCUGAUCGGACAGACCCAGACCCGGAAUAAGGUGAUCUGCACGCUGGUGGCAGCUUUCUUGCACUUCUUCUUCCUGUCCUCUUUCUGCUGGGUGCUGACCGAGGCCUGGCAGUCCUACAUGGCCGUGACGGGCCGGUUACGGAACCGCAUCAUCCGCAAGCGCUUCUUGUGCCUCGGAUGGGGGCUCCCUGCCUUGGUGGUUGCCAUUUCCGUGGGAUUUACUAAAGCCAAGGGAUAUGGAACUGUCAACUACUGCUGGCUGUCGUUGGAGGGAGGGCUCCUCUAUGCCUUCGUGGGACCGGCGGCUGCUGUCGUUUUGGUGAACAUGGUUAUUGGCAUUCUGGUUUUUAACAAACUUGUAUCCAAAGAUGGAAUAACAGAUAAGAAACUGAAGGAACGGGCAGGUCAGAUGGCAGUGCCCCUUUACGGGAUGACGCUCAAAUGUUCCAAGUGUGGAGUAGUUUCUUCUGCUGAAGUUUCGGCCACAGCCACCAGUAACGCCAUGGCAUCCCUUUGGAGCUCCUGCGUGGUCCUGCCUCUCCUGGCCCUCACCUGGAUGUCUGCAGUCCUGGCCAUCACAGACAGACGCUCAGCCCUCUUCCAGAUCCUCUUUGCUGUCUUUGACUCCUUGGAGGGCUUUGUCAUCGUUAUGGUCCAUUGCAUCCUGCGGCGGGAGGUCCAGGAUGCCGUGAAGUGCCGAGUCGUGGAUCGUCAGGAAGAGGGAAACGGAGACUCAGGGGGGUCGUUUCAGAAUGGACACGCUCAGCUCAUGACCGAUUUUGAGAAGGAUGUGGACAUGGCUUGUAGAUCAGGUGAGCACAUCACAGUGCUGAAUAAAGACAUCACCACCUGCAGAACCUCAACCAUCACGGGAACCCUGAAGCGCCCAUCGCUGCCGGAUGAGGAGAAACUGAAACUCAACCACCAGAAAGUGUCAUCGAACUUCAACAGUCUUCCAGCCAACGUCUCCAAGAUGCACCUCCAGGGCUCACCACACUACCUGGGGGCCAUCAACCUGAACGAGUUCAGCAACCACUCCCUCACCCUGAAGAAGGACAAGAACCAGCCACCCAAAUCCAUCUACAUCUGCGACGGGGACAUCUUCAAGAAGUUGGACUCGGAGCUCUCGCGGGCGCAGGAGCAAACCCUGGACACCAGCUACGUCAUCCUGCCCACCAACACGUCCACCCUGAGGGCCAAACCGCCCAAGGAUGAGAGCAAAUACAGCAUCAACAUCGACCAGAUGCCUCAGACGCGGCUCAUCCACCUCAGCAUGGCCACCGACCCGGGCUUUGUGGUCAAGAGCCCUCCCCGGGAGCCCGUGGCCAUGGCGUGCAGCGAGGUCCAGGGUUCCUCCAUGAUCCAGCAGCAGCAGCAGCUGGCUCCACAGAAUAUCUCCAACGAGUCACAGAUUCCCAACAGCCUGUGUGACACGGGUGACUCAGGGAACUCGGGUGUGGUGUCCAAGAGCGAGACCGUGUCCACCCUCUCCAUGAGCUCCUUGGAGCGGAGGAAAUCUCGGUAUGCAGAGCUAGAUUUUGAGAAAAUCAUGCACACGAGGAAACGUCACCAAGACAUGUUCCAAGACCUGAACAGAAAACUCCAGCACGCAGAGAAGGACAAGGAGUCUCCAACAACGGACAGCAAGGUUAUAAAACGCUGGAGUGUUUCUUCUGGUGGCAGUGAUAAAACAAACGUUAGCCAAGAAAAACAGCAGACACCAAACAAGAGACCCUGGGAAGGCAUCAGGAAAGUCCAGUCCCCACCAUCAUGGGUUAAAAAGGACAUGGAACCCGUGGCACAGUCUCCCCUAGAACUAAAAACUGUAGAGUGGGAGAAAACAGGGGCCACCAUCCCCUUGGUGGGACAAGACAUUAUUGACCUUCAGACAGAGGUCUGAGCAGAAAGGGAAGAAAAAGGACUUUUUUUUUUCCGGAAAACAAACGAAACAAACAAAAAAAAGAAACAAACAAACAAACAAACAAACAAAAAAACCACGUUUUAAAGAAAUGAUUAAAUUAAAUCGGAACUGAGCAAGAGAAGUGUUUGGUUUCUUUUGAAACCUUUGGUAAGAUGGAGUAACUUUUGUAUUGUUUCUCAGCAGAGAGGGGGAAAUAUUACUUUAUAGAGUAUAGUAGCUGUAGGUUCAGGACAACACGAGCUUUCCCAGGUAGGACUGGAGAAGAAGAGCCUGGAGGAGAGCGAGGAGGAGGAAGAGGGUGGGGAGGGGCUGCAGGGGACGAGCCCUGCCGAGAUGCUCUCGGGUUCUGCACACCAGGAGAGCCUUCCUGCUCUGCCACCGGGAGGUGUGGAAGGCCCAGCAGCCCAGCAGCCACCACGGAGGGCCAAGAAGAUCGGGGUUGUUUGGGGACCACGAGAGCGGGAGCCUCGCGGGGACGUGGCCUGGCCGGGGGAGACCCGGCCCUGGGGGGCCCAUCCUCAUCCCCCACCUCUCCCUCAGCAGCUCAUCCGAGAAGGAAGGAGGUGGGAUGCUCCAAGAAAACGUUCCCACUCGUGUGCCACGCCGUGCCCUGGAAUUGUGGCACAUCCACGGCAGGUCCUCACGGAGCCUGGAGGGGGAAUUGGUGGCAUGAAGUGGCGAGGUGAGGUGGGGCUUCCUCCUCUCAGCCCUCCGCAGCAGAGCUCCUUGGAGUUGUGUCCCUCGGGAGUGGGACAGGCACAGGAGCACAGGACCAGCUCCAAAUCCUCGCCCCACCUCCAGGGAGAGGGUGGAAGGUGUUGGAAAACAGACCAACCAGAGGAAUGUAGGUCGUUUCAUUGACUGUUAAAUAGAUAAACUCAGCACCAGGGCCUUGCAAAGGUCCUUUAGCCUCAUCCUUUUUUUUUUUUUUUUGUUUGUUUACUUUUCUGUUAUUUUUCCUUGCUUUGGGACUUCAGAUUUAUUCCAAGCUGCCCCUCCCUCCCUGGAAGGCAGAGAGAGAAAGAGGGAAAGACAGACCUGCCAAUGUACCUGGAGAUAUUGGAAUACAGAGACGUUGCCUUAGGACAUUGAGACAAACUGACAACACGAAUAACGUCCACUUGGAAACAAAAAAAAAAAAACAAACAAAAUAAUCUAUUUUUUUCCUUCUUCUUUUCUUUUCUUCAAUAAAAAGAGAACUUGAAACCCGA
Molecule: messenger RNA, 3369 nt
Organism: Manacus vitellinus (golden-collared manakin)
Lineage: Eukaryota; Metazoa; Chordata; Aves; Passeriformes; Pipridae
Product: adhesion G protein-coupled receptor B1-like
Exons: 15
Coding region: 356-2137 (593 amino acids)
Biological process (GO): engulfment of apoptotic cell; cell surface receptor signaling pathway; adenylate cyclase-activating G protein-coupled receptor signaling pathway
Cellular component (GO): dendrite; postsynaptic density; membrane
Molecular function (GO): G protein-coupled receptor activity
Source: RefSeq, a predicted model, not a curated record